AUGUCGAUGAUGGACGAGGACGACAAGAGGGCUCUUCGUCGAAGGAAGAGGAGGACCGCGUCGGUGUACAAAGGAGAGAAGGGAGAGCUGAGCCUCCACAACCUUGGCUUGACUGAAAGGCGCGCUUUGAUUGAUAGCUUAGUCAAAGUCCCCGAGAUUGACAAUGAGAAGUUCUUGCACAAGUUGAAGAGCCGCAUUGACAAAGUGGGGAUCGAACUUCCGACAAUCGAAAUCCGGUUCCAGAACCUGACAGUGGAGGCAGAGGCUCUAUCUGCGAGCAGAGCUCUGCCUACCAUGUACAAUUUUGUACUCAACAUAGUAGAGGGGUUUUUGGGUGUCUUUCGUAUCAGAUCAAACAAGAAGAUGAAACUUACAAUCCUAAAAGGAGUGAGUGGAGUGAUCAAACCAUCCAGAAUCACACUGUUACUUGGUCCUCCAAGUUCCGGGAAGUCCACCUUCAUGUUGGCACUGGCAGGCCAACUUGACCCCGAUCUUAAGAGCUCAGGCAAUGUAAGCUACAACGGUUUCCAAAUUCAUGAGUUCGUGCCACACAGGACGGCAGCUUAUAUAAGCCAACACGACAAUCAUAUCUCAGAAAUGACUGUGAGAGAGACUUUAGCCUUUUCUGCCCGAUGCCAGGGCGUGGGGUUCCUAAGUGAGAUGCUUGAAGAAUUGUUGAAGAGAGAAAAGGCUACCCACAUUAAGCCUGAUUCUGCUGUUGAUGCCUUCAUGAAGGCCGCGGCAUUGGAGGGUCAGCAAGCUAGCGUGGUGACAGACUAUGUUAUAAAGAUUUUGGGAUUGGAAGAAUGUGCUGACACCGUGGUUGGGAGUAUAAUGAUGAGAGGAAUCUCUGGAGGACAAAAGAAACGUCUUACAAUUGGUGAGAUGCUUGUAGGACCUGCUAGAGCAUUAUUCAUGGAUGAGAUAUCUAAUGGACUUGACGCAUCAACGACAUAUCAGAUUGUAAACUCCAUGAGACAAUCAACUCAUAUCCUAAAAGGAACUACCAUCAUCUCCCUCCUCCAACCGCCACCUGAGAGUUAUGAACUCUUUGACGACGUAAUUCUCCUCUCUGAUGGACACAUUGUUUACCAUGGACCUCGAGAGAACGCUCUCGACUUCUUCCAACACAUGGGAUUCAGGUGUCCAGAAAGAAAAAACGUACCCGAUUUCUUGCAGGAAGUGAUUUCCAAGAAUGACCAGAAACAAUACUGGGCACGAAAAGAUCAAGUUUACCAUUACAUUACAGUGAGGGAAUUUGCAGAAGCAUUCAAGUCAUUCCAUGUUGGAGAAGCAAUGAGGCAUGAGCUCUCUAAGCCAUUUGAUAAGAAAAAAGGCCAUGCAGCUGCUUUGGCUUUCAGGAGAUAUGGAAUUCCAGAAAUGCAGUUGCUAAAGGCUUGCCUUUCUAGAGAGUUCCUACUCAUGAAGAAGAAUUCCUUUGUCUUCAUUUUUAAGAUCGUUCAACUUACAGUGAUGGCACUAGUUCUCAUGACUCUGUUCUUGAAGACUCAAAUGCAUAGAGAGACUGUAAUCGAUGGAGUGAUUUACAUGGGUGCAUUGUUCUUCAUCGUAAGUAUGAUAAUCUUCAAUGGAAUGGCUGAUCUAUCCAUGACGGUCGCCAAGCUUCCUGUGUUCUAUAAGCAACGAAACUUUGGGUUCUACCCUUCAUGGGCAUACUCCCUUCCUUCAAGCUUCCUUCAAAUACCAACCACUCUUGUGGAAGUUGCAGUAUGGGUUUCCAUUACUUAUUUCAUGAUCGGGUUUGAUCCUGAGCUUUCGAGGUUCCUUAAGCAAUACUUCUUGCUUGUACUUGUUGGCCAGAUGUCGGGUUCGUUGUUUCGCUUCCUCGCAGCUAUUGGACGGAACGUGAUCGUCGCUAGCACCCUCAGCUCUUUCAUACUUCUAGUGCUUAUGACACUAAGUGGCUUUGUCCUAUCUAGAGAUAAAAUCAACAAGUUUUGGAUAUGGGGUUAUUGGAUCUCACCUUUCAUGUACGCUGACAAUGCCAUCCUAGCUAAUGAGUUCCUUGGAGAUAAUUGGCAGCAAGUCGCUCCCUUAAGCACAGAGCCAUUAGGAACCCAAGUUCUAAAAUUCCGCGGCUUCUUCACAGAUCCUAAUUGGUACUGGAUAGGAAUUGGGGCAUUGUUUGGGUUCACCAUAUUGUUCAACAUUCUUUUCGCCCUAGCCCUAACGUUUCUCGAUCCAUUUGACAAGCCUCAAGCAUUGAUUUCUGAAGACUCUGAGAAUGAUGAAGCUAUUGAACUGAAUAGAGCUCGUUCUUUAUCACUUCAAGGAAGUUUUGGUGCAAUGCAUGACGAGAGUGACAAUGAAUCAAGCUCAAGCGAUUCAUGUCCAGGUUUGGAGAUCACUCCUGGUAGCAAUAACUGCAAAAAGAAAGGAAUGGUUCUUCCUUUUGUACCGUAUUCUGUCACAUUUGAUGAAAUAACUUAUGCUGUGGAUGCUCCUCAGCAUAUGAUAGAGAAAGGUGUUGUUAAAGAUAAAUUGUAUCUUCUUAAAGGAAUAAGUGGAGCCUUUAGGCCUGGAGUACUAACAGCUUUAAUGGGAGUUACUGGUGCUGGAAAAACCACACUAAUGGAUGUGCUUGCCGGUAGAAAAACUCAUGGAUAUACUCAAGGGAACAUCACCAUUUCCGGAUUUCCCAAAAAGCAAGAGACAUUUGCCAGGAUAUCAGGAUAUUGUGAGCAGAAUGACAUCCAUUCUCCAUUUGUUACUGUUCAUGAAUCAUUGCUCUAUUCAGCAUGGCUUCGUUUACCGACCGAGGUUAAUAGGCAAACUAGAAAGAUGUUUGUUGAAGAAGUUAUGGCACUAGUGGAGCUUGAUAGUUUGAGAGACUCGAUAGUUGGGUUGCCCGGUGUAAAUGGUCUAUCUAUUGAGCAACGUAAGAGAUUAACCAUUGCAGUUGAAUUAGUGGCAAACCCCUCCAUUAUUUUCAUGGAUGAGCCAACAUCAGGUUUAGAUGCCAGAGCUGCUGCAAUCGUUAUGAGAACGGUAAGGAACACUGUUGAUACUGGACGGACAGUGGUUUGCACCAUCCAUCAGCCAAGUAUUGAUAUCUUUGAGUCUUUUGACGAGCUUUUCCUCCUGAAGCGUGGUGGGCAAGAAAUCUAUGUCGGGCCAUUAGGGAAAGAUUCUUGCCAUUUGAUCAAUUAUUUUGAGAAAAUUGAGGGAGUUACUAAGAUCAAAGAUGGUUACAACCCUGCAACUUGGAUGAUGGAAGUAUCCACACCUGGACAAGAGGUUACUCUAGGAGUUGAUUUUGCUGCUCUAUACAAGAGAUCAGACCUCUACAAGAGAAACAAGGCCAUGAUCAAGGAUUUAAGCAAACCCACAAUUGGAUCUAAGGACCUGCACUUUGCAACCCAAUACUCUAGAUCACUAUUCACUCAGUGUCUAGCUUGCCUAUGGAAGUUCCAUUGGUCAUAUUUGCGAAACCAACCGUACACCGGAGUUCGCUUUCUCUUCACAACAAUCAUAGCUUUGCUUUUUGGAGGCAUGUUUUGGGAUCUUGGUGGCAAAAUGAAGAAUGAACAAGAUCUCUUCAAUGCAAUUGGUUCAAUGUUCACUGCCGUUUUCUCAAUUGGGAUCCAAAAUGCAUCAGCAGUGCAACCUGUUGUGGAUAUUGAAAGAACAGUUUUCUAUAGAGAAAGAGCUGCUGGAAUGUAUGCGGCUUUCCCUUAUGCUGUUGCGCAUGUUUUGAUUGAACUUCCAUACAUUCUUUUCCAAUGCAUUGUCUACAGCUGCAUGGUCUACACAAUGAUAGGUUUUGAGUUUACAGUGAUUAAAUGCUUCUGGUUCUUUUUCUUUAUGUACUUCACACUACUCUACUUCACAUUUUACGGCAUGAUGGCUGUCUCGUUCACUCCAAACCAACAUAUUGGCUAUAUUGUCUCUACUGCGUUCUAUGGGCUCUGGAACAUCUUUGCUGGAUUCAUCAUCCCACGUCCUAGGGCACCCAUUUGGUGGAGAUGGUACUACUACGCAUGCCCGGUUUCAUGGACAUUGUAUGGAUUUGUGGCAUCACAAUAUGGAGAUGUGCAGGACAUUCUUCUUAGUGGAUUGACAGUUGAGGCAUUUGUGAAGCUCUACUUUGGGUUUGAACAUGACAUGGUACCGAUUGUUGGUGUGGUGGUUGUCGGGUUUGGCGUUAUGUUCAUACUUAUUUUUGCCACUUGUAUUAUGAUGCUCAAUUUUCAGAAGAGGUGA
Molecule: messenger RNA, 4224 nt
Organism: Linum tenue
Lineage: Eukaryota; Viridiplantae; Streptophyta; Magnoliopsida; Malpighiales; Linaceae
Source: the annotation of a GenBank genome assembly